Molecule: messenger RNA, 2133 nt
Organism: Penicillium angulare
Lineage: Eukaryota; Fungi; Ascomycota; Eurotiomycetes; Eurotiales; Aspergillaceae
Product: putative NADH-ubiquinone oxidoreductase, subunit G
Exons: 5
Coding region: 1-2133 (710 amino acids)
Biological process (GO): ATP synthesis coupled electron transport
Cellular component (GO): membrane
Molecular function (GO): NADH dehydrogenase (ubiquinone) activity; iron-sulfur cluster binding
Source: RefSeq, a predicted model, not a curated record
AUGAUGCGGCCGCAGCUGUUUCGUGCGGCCGCCCGGUCUCUCCGGGUGCCCCGAGCCCGGCUCUUCGCGACGACAACCCCUCGCGCGGCCGAGGUGGAACUGACCAUUGAUGGCAAGAAGGUUUCGGUUGAAGAUAUUGUUAUCAUGAGUCGUAUGUGUCUCGUCGAAGUUGAGAAAGCCCCGAAGCCAGUGGCGUCGUGUGCCUGGCCCGUUCAGCCCGGUAUGGUGGUCAAAACAAGUUCGCCGUUGGUUCACAAGGCGCGUGAGGGUGUAAUGGAAUUCCUUCUCGCCAACCACCCCCUGGACUGCCCGGUUUGCGACCAAGGAGGAGAGUGUGAUCUCCAGGAUCAAUCGAUGCGAUAUGGCGCCGACCGCGGUCGUUUCCACGAAGUCAGUGGCAAGCGUGCCGUUGAGGAUAAGAACAUCGGCCCAUUGGUGAAGACCUCGAUGAACCGUUGCAUUCAGUGCACUCGGUGUGUCCGAUUCAUGAACGACGUAGCGGGUGCCCCCGAGCUGGGAACUACUGGCCGUGGAAACGAAAUGCAGAUUGGAACUUACCUAGAGCAAAGCCUUGACUCGGAAUUGUCGGGUAACAUCAUCGAUCUUUGCCCCGUCGGUGCCUUGACUUCUAAGCCCUACGCUUUCCGGGCUCGCCCAUGGGAACUGAAGCACACUGAGUCCAUCGAUGUACUGGAUGCAUUGGGCUCCAACAUUCGAAUCGACAGCCGUGGUUUGGAGGUUAUGCGAAUUGUCCCCAGAUUGAAUGACGAUAUCAACGAGGAAUGGAUAAACGAUAAGUCGCGUUUCGCCUGUGACGGAUUGAAGACCCAGCGUCUCACCACUCCCUUGAUUCGCCGCGAGGGUAAAUUUGUUCCCUCUACUUGGGAGCAGGCUCUACUCGAAAUUACCGACGCUCAAGAGAAGCUUAACCUUCAACCCAAUGAGUUCAAGGCGGUUGCUGGCCACCUUGUUGAUACUGAAUCGCUGGUCGCUAUGAAGGAUAUGGCCAACAAGCUUGGCUCUGACAACCUUGCCCUCGACCAACCGGGUGGCAGUUCCCCAGUUGCCCACGGUGUUGACGUUCGCUCAAACUACUUGUUCAACUCUAAAAUCUACGGCAUUGAGGAGGCGGAUGCCAUUCUCCUCGUCGCUACCAACCCCCGCCAUGAAGCCUCGGUUCUCAACGCUCGUAUCCGCAAGCAGUAUCUGCGCUCAGAUCUUGAAAUCGGCCUUGUCGGCGAGGAGUUCGAAAGCACUUUUGACUAUGAUGUCCUGGGUGCUGAUGUCUCGGCUUUGAAGACCGCACUGUCCGGUGAGUUCGGCAAGAAACUCAGCUCUGCCCAGCGGCCCAUGAUUGUCGUUGGCAGUGCGGCGGCUGAGCACCCUGAUUCGAAGGCCAUCUUCGAAACAGUCGGCAACUUCAUUGAGAAGAAUACCAGCAACUUCAACACUCCAGAAUGGCAGGGAUACAACGUCUUGCAGCGCGCAGCCUCCCGCGCUGGUGCCUACGAAGUGGGCUUCACUUCUCCAUCUCCCGAGGUCGCUCAAACAACUCCCAAGAUGGUAUGGCUCAUGGGUGCCGAUGAGAUUGCCCAGAGUGAAAUUCCGAAGAAUGCUUUCGUCGUCUACCAGGGACACCACGGUGAUCGGGGUGCCCAACUGGCGGAUGUUGUUCUUCCUGGCGCUGCCUAUACCGAAAAGUCCGCCACUUACGUGAACACCGAAGGUCGUGUGCAAGUUACACGCGCGGCUACAUCAUUGCCUGGUGCUGCUCGUGAGGAUUGGAAGAUCAUUCGUGCAACCAGCGAGUUCCUUGGUGUUCCCCUUCCUUACGAUGACAUCGAGGCUCUUCGUGACCGCAUGGAGGAGAUCAGCCCGGUCAUGCGCCGCUAUGACGUUGUCGAGCCCACCUCUGUCACUGCUUUGAGCAAGGUACAACUGGCCGAGCAGAACAAGGGCUCCGCUGCUACUGGAGCUCCCUUCAAGAAGGUCAUCGAAGACUUCUUUUUUACCGAUGCUAUCUCCCGCAGCUCACCUACCAUGGCCCGCUGCUCUGCCGCCAAGGCUACUGGCAACCCUGAAACCAACUUCAUGGCUGCCGGUGAAAUGUCUCCCCAGGCAUUGUACGGUUAA